Messenger RNA from Oryzias melastigma (Indian medaka), 3941 nucleotides. It is a transcript of the gene asph, whose product is annotated as aspartate beta-hydroxylase. The transcript has 11 exons. Bases 193 to 1818 code for a protein of 541 amino acids. Lineage: Eukaryota; Metazoa; Chordata; Actinopteri; Beloniformes; Adrianichthyidae. Gene Ontology annotation, molecular function: peptidyl-aspartic acid 3-dioxygenase activity. Gene Ontology annotation, cellular component: endoplasmic reticulum; membrane. Gene Ontology annotation, biological process: peptidyl-aspartic acid hydroxylation. The record is from RefSeq and is a predicted model, not a curated record.
AGCUGCCAUUGGCCUGAAGGUCUUUUGGUCCCGCCUCUUCGGCAGAGCUGAGCGGUGAUUGGUUGAUGUCCCUGUCAGUGCUGGGCUUUCUGGGGUUUGUUUGGUGCAGUUUUACUACACGAGAGGACGGUUUAAGGUUUCUCCGCCGUGACAAAGUCCGCUCCAGUCCGAGUCCAGCUCCUGCAGUCCAGCAUGGCUCCGAAGAAAAGCGCCAACAAAAGCCACAAGCCUAAAGAUGCCAGUAAAGUCCAGGCGGCCAGUAAGAACGGGAAGAGGGCGGAGUCUGGAUCCGGCGGCAGCAGCUUCUUCUCCUGGUUCAUCGUGCUGGCGCUUCUCGGCGUCUGGACCUCUGUGGCUGUGGUCUACUUUGACUUGGUGGACUAUCAGGGAGUCCUAGACAAGGCUAAAGGCUUACAGAUUAACCUGUCUGAGACCCUGCAAGGAAAGCUGGUGGCCUACGACACCGACGGCGACGGUGAUUUUGACAUCGAGGAUGCUAAAGUUCUGCUAGGGCUGAAAGGGAAGACAGAGGACCUCUCCUCAGAGACCAUCACGGCUGAUGAACCUUUGGACACGGCUGAGCAAGAACCCGAACCAGAACCAGCGAAGAGAGAAAUCAUUGAGCCAGACCCCGAGCCUGUGGAGGACACGGAGGAGGUGAUAGAAGCAGCCGUAGCAGAAGAAGUCCCCGCCUCACACACAGAGCCUGAAUCUGAAGCAUCUGAAGAACCAGAGGCUGAACCAGAACCUGAACCGGAAACUCAAACUCAGCUUGAACCAGAAGCGGAACCUGAACUAGAACCUUUGGAUUAUCCUGAGGUGAUUGAGGAGGAUCCAGAGGUUCUGGAACAGGAGCCCCCAGAAGAGCAAGAAGAUGCUGUUGAGGACUCUGUCUCUGAGGUUAAUCCUGAUGAAGAAGAGCCAGCAGCUGAUCGGGAAGGUCAGGAAAUGGAAGAAGAGCAGGCAGAAGCUGCAGAGGAGUUUGCUGAUGAAGCCAUCAGAGAAACAGCUGCUGAAGAAGUGUUGGAGGAGGAGAUGGCUUCCCCAGAUGAGGCUGCCGAGGGUGUGACGGAAGAGGUGGAGGAAGUUCCUGAAGAAGUGGAGGAAGUUCCUGAGGAGGUGGAGGAAGUUCCUGAGGAGGUGGAGGAAGUUCCCGAGGAGGUGGAGGAAGUUCCCGAGGAGGUGGAGGAAGUUCCUGAGGAGGUGGAGGAAGUUCCUGAAGAGGCAGAGGAAGUUCCUGAGGAGGUGGAGGAAGUUCCUGAGGAGGUGGAGGAAGUUCCUGAAGAGGCGGAGGAAGUUCCUGAAGAGGCAGUAGUUGAUGCUGCAGAAGAUGUACCUCUUCCAGAUGAGACCGCUGAAGAUGAGGGGGAGGACACAGCUCCAUCAGCGGAAGCCGUGACGAAUGCAGCACCCUAUGAGGAACCUUCAGAGGAGCCUGCUGGAGAAGCGGUUGAAAAUGUGCAUCUAGAAGAGGAGGAAGCUCUUCCAGCAGAAGCCAGUGAAGUGGUGGAAGAAGAAGAGUCUGCUCCAGAGGAGGCUGAGGCCAACACAGCAUCUCAACCUGCCGAAGAGUUUGCUGAAGAAGAGAUCACUUCUCCUGAAGAAGCUGCUGAUGUCACAGCUGAAGAGGAGGAGGCUGUUUCAGAAACGGCUGCUUUAGAGCAAACUUUUGAAGAAGAAACUCCCACAGAUGAGGGAGUGGAGGAAGCAGAAGAUCCAGAACCAAAAGUUUCAGAAGAAGACUCUGAGAAUCACGCAGAAGAAUCAGAGGCCAUUGAAACUGAGGCAAAGGUUGAGGACAAACCCACAGAAACGUAGAGGCAGGAGGGGGUGCUGUGCUGGGGGACCCGCGACCCGCUCAUGUGGCAUCGGCACCAAACACAAACGCUCACAAUCAUGAUGCACCUUCACAUCAAGAAAGAGAAAGGCGUCAUGGCAACACCACCUCUCCUCUGUUUUUGAAGCCUGUGUGAAAGUUUUUCUUUAAGUCAAGCUGUGAGAAAGUAGCUGUUUACUGUUGGGGUACUUUUUGUUUUGGUGUCUGUCCUGAAGUGGUACUUCCUGUUUCCAUCUCUUUACUCACAGGGCAGUUCAUAUUUCUAUGUCUCUCCUGAAGAAAUGUUUUCCUUUAUCAGGAUUUUUCUGAAGAAAUACUUCCUGUUCCCACGUUUUCUUGAAGAAGUACUUCUCUUUUUCCUUAAAGCUCUUAAAGAGGUUCUGAAGGACUACUUCCUGUCUCCACGGCUUUUCCUAAAUUAUACUUCCUGUUCCCAUGUUUUCUUUAAGAAGUACUUUCUGUUUCCAUGCUUUCCUGAAGUACUUUUUCCUGUCUCAUGAUCUUGAAGAAUUUCUUCAUGUUUUCUCAUGUCUUUCCUAAAGGAGUACUUGCUGUUUUUAUGUCUUUCCUGAACCAAUACUUUCAGUUUCCACAGUUUUUCUGAAUGUGUACUAGUGGUUUACUUGUCUUCAUGAUCAUAGUGCUUCCUUGUUCCUUGAUUUUCCUGAAGAAUUUCUUUCUGUUUCCAUCGUUCUCGGAGUACUUCCUGUUUCCAUGUCUUUUUGAAGAAGUACUUCCUGUUUCCACGAUUUUCCAUAUGUAGUACUUCCUGUUUCCAUCUUUCACGAAGGAGUACUUCCUGCCUCCAUUUUUUUUCCAUAAGAAGUACUUCCUGUUUCCAUGAGAUUUCCAUAAUAAGUACUUCCUGUUUCCAUGUCUUUUUGAAGAAGUACUUCCUGUUUCCUCUCCUUUGUGAAUUUCUUUAUCCGCAGGACUUUCAGCAUCAAAGUGACAUAUUUGGACUUUAUGGAGCGAUGUUGGGUGCAUCAAAAGGGGUUGAUGCCGGGGAGGGCAGCAGGACCCCCCCUCCCCCUCCCCCGUGGCUCCUGCAAACAAACACUUUAUUCAGAUGCUGAACUUUGUUCAAUGAUGUGAAUUCUAUGCAAUUGUGUUGACCCCCCGCCCCCCUCUAUUACCACACAGCGUACUGUUUUGCCCCCUCUGGACCUGAACUUAGGUUUGGUCAUCCUUUAAAACACUAACUUCUUCUCGUUUGUUUUUAUCAGUUCGGUGUGUUUAGUAGGUUAAUUUUAUGAAUGACAGUGAUGCUCCUCCCUCUUUGUGAAGCUGCAGAUCUUCAUCUUUGUUGAGCGGCAGCAGCAUCCCUGUGAAAUCAGGACCUGAGCAUCAUCUCUGUUCCUUUGUGACAUCAGUCUUCAACCUGUGUGUGUUUUCAGUCUCCAGUGUUGCUGUGAGGUGAUGAGGCAUGAAUCUGUCAGAAGACACAGAACUUUUAAAGUUCUGAAGGUUCUUGUGGGUUUUAUCCCUGCUGACGGCAGCAGAUACACAAAGAUCCGCUCUGACUUCUGUACUUGAAAAGAUUUGCAGAAAAAUAUAGGAAAGGAUCACUAAGGUAGAGCAGCAACAUUCUUCACAGAAGUGCACGUGUGCUUGUGUGUCUCCUCAUUCUGUAACUGUCAUGUUUGGUCAAAUGAACCGUUCCCUCUUUGGUUCCGUGUUUUCUAGAAAAUAACUAGCUGGUCUUUUCUACUUCCUGGUUAACCUACAAACCUUUUUAAACACUGAAGAUGAAGAACGUGACCAAGAGAGAGCUUCUAGAUUUUAAGAACUGUUUCAAAAUAGAAAUUUUUCUGAUACUUGCUAUAAAAAAAAUCAGAUUUAUUUUUGUUUUUGUAGAAAAGUGUUUGGGAGUAUUUCUCACUAAGCCAUAAGCUGUUGGAUGGUUUAAGGAAACGUGCUGCUUCAGACUUUUUUCAGUGAAAACACAAUGAAACAAAAGCAGCACCACUGCGUGACUGCAGAGGGCGAUGUUCCCCUGCAGACAGCUGAGCGUAGGCUGGCCCCUUAAAUUAUUUCAUGUGAUGAAUUGUUUUUGAGGCUGUAAAACAUCUGAGAGCUGCAAUAAAGAGUCUGGGAGAACGCA